Messenger RNA from Baudoinia panamericana UAMH 10762, 162 nucleotides. RefSeq lists its product as uncharacterized. The record is from RefSeq and is a predicted model, not a curated record. Gene Ontology annotation, cellular component: nucleus; Rpd3L-Expanded complex; Rpd3L complex. NCBI's taxonomy places the organism in Eukaryota, Fungi, Ascomycota, Dothideomycetes, Mycosphaerellales, Teratosphaeriaceae. Gene Ontology annotation, biological process: regulation of DNA-templated transcription. The transcript has a single exon. The annotation marks the transcript as partial.
GACCCGAAUGAGCCACGAUAUUGUUAUUGCAACCGCGGCUCGUACGGGGAGAUGGUGGCGUGCGAUAACGACGCGUGUGCGCGUGAGUGGUUCCACUUGGGGUGUACGGAGUUGAGGAGUAGUCCUGCCGAGGACGAGACGUGGUAUUGUAAGGAGUGUCGG